GUGUUCGAUUUGUUCAUUCCCGACUCCCGUAGUGGCCUUUUCCACCACCACUUGAGCACAUUCCUACAUUAUCUGAAGGGAAAACUUUAGAGGAGGCAACCAAGUGCAGGCUAGAAAAAACUCACCUUUGGAACUGCGCAAUGGAAAGACUCCAGGUUCUGAGGGGAACAUUCUGCAGUUUGGAUGCCUUCCAAAAGCAACUCCUAAUAGGCUCAGCAGUGGCAGCUGGGGGCAUACUGGCAUACAUGGUGCAGAAGAGAAGACAAGUCAAAAGUAUCCCCCUUGGUGAAGGAUGGUGGGGAGCAGGAGAGAAGCCACUGUCAGAGGAUGAUCAAAUAUAUCCCUUCAAAGUGCAAACCUCAGAUGAAGAGAUAGAGGACCUUCAUGAGCGCAUUGACAGAACCCGCUAUGCUGAUCCUUUGGAAGAUAGCUGCUUCCAGUAUGGAUUCAACUCCACACAUCUCAAGAAAGUGGUUUCCUAUUGGAGACACACAUUUGAUUGGAAAAAGCAGGUGGAGGUGCUUAACAAGUAUCCACACUUCAAAACCAAAAUAGAAGGAUUGGAUGUGCACUUCAUUCACGUGCGACCACCACACCGUGACAACCAGAAGGUUCUGCCUCUUAUGCUCGUUCACGGCUGGCCUGGCUCCUUCUAUGAGUUCUACAGAAUUCUGCCACUUCUCACAGAGAACCAGGAUGGUGUUGUGUUUGAGGUCAUCUGCCCAUCUAUCCCUGGCUACGCUUUCUCAGAAGCCUCCCACAAACAAGGAUUUAACAGUCUCGCUGCUGCCCGCAUUUUCCUGACACUGAUGGAGCGUUUAGGAUUCUCCCAGUUCUAUCUGCAGGGUGGAGACUGGGGCUCUCUCAUCACCACCAACAUGUCACAGAUGAAACCGCAAUGCGUGAAAGGUCUGCACUUAAACAUGUGUAUGUCAAACAAAGGGUUCAAAGUGAUGCUUUCCCUCAUUAUUGGACCUUAUCUGCCCUUCCUGGUGGGCUUGAGUCGGGAAGAUGUUCGCCGGUUGUUCCCUUUCUUUGAGAAGAAUGUCUGGGAAAUCCUAAAGGAAAGCGGCUACCUUCACAUCCAGGCCACUAAACCAGACACUGCAGGCUGUGGAGCCAAUGACUCUCCUGUAGGCUUGGCGGCCUACAUCCUGGAGAAGUUCUCCACCUGGACUGAUAAUAGGAACAGAGAUCUCGAGGAUGGUGGGCUGGAGAGGAAAUUCAGCCUGGAUGACCUCCUGACAAACGUGAUGAUCUACUGGACCACAGGCUCCAUCGUCUCCUCCAUGCGCUUCUACAAAGAGAACUUCAAGGGAAAUCCAGACAACAGAGUGGAUGCAAAGACAGGAAUAUUUGUACCCACUGGACUUGCCGCCUUCCCCAACGAGCUGUUGCACUGCCCAAAGUCUUGGGCACAGAUUAGGUAUCGAAACAUCCAGUCGUACAAUUACAUGCCACGAGGCGGUCACUUUGCUGCCUUUGAGGAGCCUCAGCUGCUAGCCAACGACUUUGUCCAGUUUGUGAAAAAAGUGGAGAAGUUCUGACCGUGUUAAUGCACUUACACACCAACGUAAUUAUGGUACAUCGGUUCAUUAUUAAUUCUGUUAUUCGAUUUUGUUUACUCAUUCCAAAUGAGAUAUGAAUGCACUUAAUUUUUACUAAGAUUAUUUCCACACUACAAUGCACCUCAUUGCUUGAUUGUGUUAAGAAAUGUCAGCAUUGUUUAAAUCGUUUUCACAUUUUAAUAAAAUGUAAACACAUACACAGAUGAUACUGUCACUUGAAUAUAUCUAAAGAUAAGAUUAAAGCGAUUCAAA
Notothenia coriiceps (black rockcod) is the source of this 1820-nucleotide messenger RNA. It is a transcript of the gene ephx5, whose product is annotated as epoxide hydrolase 5. Lineage: Eukaryota; Metazoa; Chordata; Actinopteri; Perciformes; Nototheniidae. The transcript is spliced from 10 exons. Gene Ontology annotation, biological process: epoxide metabolic process; arachidonate metabolic process. The record is from RefSeq and is a predicted model, not a curated record. The coding region runs from base 141 to 1547 and encodes 468 amino acids. Gene Ontology annotation, molecular function: epoxide hydrolase activity.